Messenger RNA from Paecilomyces variotii, 7140 nucleotides. RefSeq lists its product as hypothetical. The transcript has 3 exons. The record is from RefSeq and is a predicted model, not a curated record. Lineage: Eukaryota; Fungi; Ascomycota; Eurotiomycetes; Eurotiales; Thermoascaceae. Bases 1 to 7140 code for a protein of 2379 amino acids. Gene Ontology annotation, biological process: protein autophosphorylation; phosphorelay signal transduction system. Gene Ontology annotation, molecular function: histidine phosphotransfer kinase activity; ATP binding; protein binding.
AUGGAGGAGACCUAUAUUCUUGGCGAGGACCUGCCGUUGCCGCCUGCACGGCUGUUCGAACGUCUGGCCCAGCUGCCGGGUUAUGUCUGGGACCAGACCAUCGAGCCGUUUCACUCUACCUAUGACAACUGGCAUGUCUUUGGGGUUCGACAUUCGUCCGAUUCGGACGUCUCCACGCCCGUCGCGACGUCCUCAGGACCCUCCAGUUCAGCCCGCAACUCACCCCGAAUCGAGUCGCGGCCGGCCUUUCGACACCACUGGCGAAGCAGCUUGAGCGAAUCCAGCAGUGAGCUGUCUCUGUCCCGGAUCGAAGCAGAGCCAGUAUGGGUGCCAGUGGUGGCCCGAAUUUCAACCCACGUGGUGAGGUUGGAAAGGGAAUUCCACAUGAUGCGGUCGAUUGUUCAGAUAUCCGACCCGGACUGCCACCAUACAAUACGUCCCAUCGAUAUGAUGCGGCUACCCGGAGAACAUGGAGACGGUGGCCCCAUCUUGGUCACGAUAUACGAGUCUCCCGGUGAUAACUAUCUGAAGGAGAUGGUUGCCUUUGGCCCCGCGUGGUAUGGGAUCUGCGGCAGUAAUGACUCCACCCCGGGGGAGCAGGUCUCACUGCCUCUCUUCCUCGACUUUGCAAUAGGAGCAUGUGAUUGUCUGGAGCUACUGCAUUAUGGGCUGAAGACGAUCCAUGGAGAGAUCCGCGCUGAUGCUUUCCAUUUCAACCGGGAAACAGGCGCUGUGAAGCUGGUGAAUUCGGGAAAUGGCGCCCGCGCAUUUGAUAAUGCUCUUAGUGAAGGAUGGUCCGCGUUAUCGAAAGAGGUUGGCGUGAAGAACAAACUGCAGUUUAUCGCUCCAGAGCAGACCGGAAGGAUGCCCACAGAGCCGGAUAGUCGUACAGAUAUCUACGCUUUGGGUGUUCUCUUCUGGACAAUGCUUGCAGGAAAACCAGCCUUCGACGGGGAGGAUCCAGUGGAAGUGGUACAGAAUGUUUUGGGCAAGAAACUACCUCCGCUUUCAUCCAAGCGGAUGGAUGUUCCAGACGCGGUUUCUGCAGUCAUCCAGAAGAUGACGCAAAAGGCAGUCAAUGAACGAUACCACACGAUAUCCUCUGUAAAAAGAGACCUGGAAGAGAUCUCGAAGCUUCUAGGGGAUGGAGAUAGUGAAGCCUUGAAGAAGUUCCAGAUUGCCCAGCGUGAUGUGUCAUCCUUCUUCACGCUGCCGUCCGGGCUGUAUGGACGAAAAGAAGAACAUGAUAAGAUCGUCAGUGUGGUAGAAAAGGUCUACAAGCGUCAGCAAUCUGCAUACGUAAAGGCAACCCAGAACAGUGCUCAUGGGACCUAUCUGGGAUCGAACUCUUCAACCGCGGAUAGCAGGGUGGACAGCUUCGACAUUGACGGGUCGAGCGACUCUGGUUCGUUCAAUAUAACCGCCUCAAGGAGUAAUUCGAAUGGUGGGCCUCAUCUGGUCCAUGUCUCUACACAUGAAUCGGUCCACAGCACAGAGUCGUCCAUCUCCACACAACGACCAGGGCAACUGGCUAACAGGGUAAAAAGCCCAGCCGACUCCCGCGCAUCGUUAGACAACAAUACCGAUCGAGAGAGUCCUCUUUCUAAUACGCAAGGGCCGGCAGAGACACUGAAUACUCUGACUAGGCAAAAAGCCGUGCCCAAGCUGCGUCGCAGUGGACGUACUGAGGUGAUUACCAUUUCUGGGAUGGCUGGGAUCGGGAAGUCGGACCUGUUACAUCGAGUGCAGCCCGCAAUCCGGAGACUUGGAUACGUUUCAAUUGCCAAACUAGAUCGAGCGCGAAGAAUCCCCUAUGAGCCCUUCGCAAGGGCUCUGGCCAGUCUCCUCCGCCAGAUCUUUUCCGAGCGGGAUGUCUCAUCCGAUUAUCACAACAAUAUUCGGGCGAUUUUGCGGCCCGUCUGGUCCACGCUGCAUCGUGUUUUAGAACUUCCGGAGCAGCUUAUCUCCGCAGGGGGCAAGGAUAAGUCAUUGUCACCGAAGUUAAGUGUCGCUCAACAUAUUUUGAAGGAGAACACGAAGCUGGAUCCAAACAGACGCGUUACACUUCCUGGCAUAGGCCAAGGCCAGACCUCGACUGACUUCUUUUUGGCCCAUGCAGCAGCGAAGAACGUGCGCCUGAUGGAGACUUUUCUGGAGCUCUUGCGAGCACUGUCUCAGUAUAAGAUGAUCUGCGUGACUCUAGAUGAUAUCCAUUAUGCAGACGACGAGUCGAUGGAGUUGAUCAUGAACAUCCUGAAAGCCAAGGUUCCCUGCGUGAUCAUAUUGAGUGGCCAGAAAGAGAAAAUAGAGUCGGCUGAUAUUAAGUCACUCUUCGACGGGGACAAUCCUAAUGUAACCAACAUCGCCUUGGGCCCGCUUAGUGAGGAAGAUAUCGUCAAUUACGUUGCAGCCACAAUGCACCAGGAACCUAAUCCAAGUCUGAUGCCUCUAGCCGCUGUCAUCUUAGAGAAGAGCCAGGGCAAUCCCUUCUAUGUUCGCAUGAUGCUGGAGACCUGUUACCGCAAGAACUGUAUUUGGUACUCUUGGAGAAAUUCGAAUUGGGAGUUCGACCUGGACCGCAUCUUCACCGAAUUCGUGGCUCCACACUAUGGACAAGGUCUUGGGACCGAGUUCAUCACGAAGCGUCUCCAGGAGAUCCCAUCUACUGCACGUGCGAUCUUGACAUGGGCAGCUUUACUCGGCUCUCCGUUCUCAUUUUCACUAGUCCGGAAGACCAUGAGCGGGGAGUUCAUCAGCCCGGAGCAAGAGGACACAGACGACUUGCCAUGUCCGAAGGCGACUGGAAUUGCGAAACGAUCGGAUGCUGAUAUGGUGGUCGGACUUCAAUAUCUGGUGCAGGCGUAUAUCAUCCUACCGGGAGAGACGGACGAUGAAUUUAGGUUUGCCCAUGAUCGUUUCGCUCAGGCCGUUGCAAAUUUGAAAGAUGAUCGCACACAGGAAAAGAUGCAUUUUGUCAUCGCGCAGGCCAUGAUGAAGUACUUUAGGAACGCCAAGAAUCUCUACGCGAAAGCCCGUCAUAUCUGCUUUGCAUCGCGUCUCAUCAAGCGGCGCGUUCCCCAUAGAGUUGAGUAUAGGAGGGUUCUUCGGGAGGCAGCUGAAACGGCUGCUGCAUCCGGUGCCAGACCAACUGCCCUCUGGUAUUUCCGCCAUUGUCUCGAUCUUUUGCAGGAGAAGUGCUGGGACGAUCCAAAUCCAGACGUCUACUUCGAGGCCAAAAGUCUUCAUAUCCAGACUGCCGAGAUGUUAUGGUCGCAGGGUCAGAGCGGUGAAGCCCUGGGCCUGCUCGAAGAAGUCUUCGCUCAUGCUAGAGAUGGGGUGGACAAAUCGAGGGCAUGGAUCCUGAAAAGUAAAAUAUAUGCCCAGAGUGGAAAUCAUUACGGUGCCAUGAAUUCUCUACUCACAGGUCUCGACGAAUUGGGCGUGCAUCUGCGAGAACCCACUUCGUAUGAGGAGUGCGAUGCUGCCUAUGAAGAAUUGAGUAAUUACCUGAGACAGGCCGAUUUCGAUGAAAUCCUCGAGAGACCGAUAAGUGAGGACCGUACCAUCAUGGCUAUCGGGACUGUCAUGUCUGAAGCAAUGGCCGUCACUUAUUGGGACGACGCCUUGACCUUUUUGAGGAUGGCCAUCGAGAUGGUCAGACUCCACCUCUUCAAAGGCGGUUUCACUCAGAUCGCGAUCGGCUGUUCCCACUUGGCCAUGAUCUCUUAUAGUCGCUUUAAGGACAUAGACCUGGGCGCUAGACUGAGUGACCUCGCAUUGGCGUUACUGGAGCGCUAUUCCGAGACCUGGACACACAGUCGAGGCUACACGGUUCACAAUCUUUACGUCAGUCACCUGAGGGUUCCAAUCCGUUCGACGCUGCCGGAACUUGAGACUUCCCUGGAAUCCUCUUUUGCCAUUGGAGACCCCUUUAUGAGCCUAAUCAGUCUUUCGUCGAUGGCCAUGGCACGUUUAUAUCUCGGUCAGGAUAUGGCAGAGCUAGAAGCGUUCUGCGAUGAAACUCCAGAGGAUAUUCCCGAUUGGAUGGAUGACACUCGUGGAGGAGCCAGUGUCCUUGCCGUCAGGCAAGUCGCACGUGCUCUUCAAGGCAAGACAUCCUUCCGGUCUCCCGAAUAUGUGAUGUCCGACGAGUACCAUAAGACACAUGAAUAUAUGGAGUAUCUGGAUCUGCAUGCCACAAACGCAGAUCGCCCCCGCGAUAUUUACAUGGGGCUUUCCAUGAUAUCUCUCUAUAUCUACGGGCAUCAUGAGAAGGCUGUCGAAGUUGGAACGAACAUGAUGGACACUAUUUCUCGGCUAUGGUCUGUGCGUGUCACUCAGGUUGUCUACUUCUAUCUUGCGCUAUCGCUGCUCAGUCUACACCUCGACUACCCUAACCGUCCCGGGCUGGAAGAAAGCCUGGAGAGGGCGAUGGAGUACAAGGCCAAGAUCGAUUUCUCCCGGAGGGCAUGUGACGCAAACUAUGGCAUGUGGUCCUUGAUCUUGGAAGCACUGUUUUACGAAGUCAACAGUGAUUAUCCCGCAGCCGUUCAGUCGUUCGAGGCAGCUAUUGACCAUAGCCAAGUCCAUGGAUGGCCGCUAGAAGAAGCUCUAGCUCUAGAGCUGCAGGGUGACUUCUUGAUCCGUCGAGGAGCAAAACGAGCUGCUCGUGCAAUGAUCCGUGAAUCUAUUGCCGCUUACACGACAAUUAGUGCUUCUGGAAAAGCUGCCCAUCUAGCUGAAAAACAUGAAUGGCUUCUUAAAACUGCCACUACCUCGAGAACCAAUGACGCCGGUUGUCAAACUGUGGAUUCGCUUAUUGAUAUCCAUCGUGACUCUGGCACCGAACCAGUUACGCCACACAUGGAAGACGAAAGAAAGCAACAGUGGUUGGAGCAGAAUGGCAUGACCAGUGGAGAGCGAUCCCUCGAUAUCUCUGGGGUGGGCCUAGACAUCAUCGACUUGUCGAGCAUUCUGGAGUUCAGCCAAGUCAUGUCCUCCGAAUUGCAGAUUGACAAGUUGCUGACAAAGAUGAUCGAGAUCAUUCUAGAGUCAUGUAGCGGGUCGGACUUUGCCGUCAUUGCUACUGACUUCGAGGACAUUGGGUUUGCAGUUGCAGCAGCUGGUGACAUAGAGAAGGGCCAGCAGGCUUUCCUGGAUGGAUUACCUUUCUCAGAGGUUGAAGAUAAGAUGGCGCAGCAGAUUUCCCACUAUACGCUUCGUACUAGAGAGCAAGUACUGGUUCACAAUGUCCUUGAGGAUGAACGCUUCUCCAACGUCAGUGAAGCAUACCAGGCUCGCUAUCCACUUGGGAGAUCUGUGAUCACUCUGCCUAUAGUGCAAGCGGGGGCUCUACUCGGCGUUAUCCACAUCGAAGGCAAGCCUAACUCCUUUACCCAACGCAAUGUCGUUGUGCUCCAUCUUCUCUGUAAUCAAGUGGGUAUCUCUCUCGCGAAUGCUCUGCUUUUCCGCAAGGCACGCAAAGUAAGUGCGACCAAUGCGGCGAUGGUGGAAGCUCAAAAACGAGCUUUGGCGCAAGCCCGCGAUGCGGAGGCGAAGGCCAAGGUAGCUGAAGCAGAAGCCAACCAUAACGUUAAACUCAAAGAGGACGCCGCAAAGGCCAAGUCUAUUUUCCUCGCAAAUGUAUCGCACGAUCUUCGAACACCGAUGAACGGAGUGAUUGGACUUUCAGAGCUGCUGAAAGGAACCAAAUUGGAUAAGGAGCAGGACGGCUAUGUGGAGUCUAUUCGUGUAUGCGCGGAUACACUACUGACGCUGAUCAAUGAUAUCCUGGAUUUCUCGAAGCUGGAGGCUGGCAAGAUGAAGAUCUCGACUGUCCCUCUUAACCUGAGAGAGACGAUCACGGAGGUUGUUCGUGCCCUUCGCUACACGCACCGCGACAGGGGCCUCGAGACCAUAGAGGAUGUCGACAAGGUACCGCCUGAUCUGCUGGUACUUGGAGAUCCCGUCCGUUUACACCAAAUAUUCAUGAACCUCCUAAGUAACAGCUACAAAUUUACCCCUAAGGGCUCUAUUACUGUGAGAGCCAAGGUGACCCGUGAGGGUAAGGGCCGAGUUCGCCUGGAAUGCUCCGUCUCCGACACGGGUAUUGGUAUCCCAGAAGAACAGAAGUCACGCCUUUUCAGGCCUUUCUCGCAGGCUGACAGCUCGACUGCACGGUCGUACGGCGGAAGCGGACUCGGCCUGAGUAUUUGCAAGGCCAUUAUCGAGGAUGUGCUUGGCGGCGCAAUCUGGUUGGAUUCUACUCCUGGCGUUGGUACGACGGUAACAUUCCAUCUCAGUUUCAACAAGGCUCCCAAGGAAGCUGUCGUCAAAGGUGCAUGGUCCCAGAACUUUAACCAGAUUGAGAGCAAAGUACCGCCCAAGCCUGUAGCGCGGGACCUGACAAUGAUCCCCCGCAACGAGAUUAGGGUCUGUAUCGCUGAAGACAAUCCUAUCAACCAAAAGAUUGCUGUGCAAUUCGUCAAGGGUUUAGGCCUCGAAAGUGAGGCUUACAGUGAUGGCCAGCAAGCGGUCGAGGCUCUGCGCUUGCGUUCGAAAGAAGGCAGGCCUUUCCAUCUAGUGUUAAUGGACGUACAAAUGCCUGUUUUGGAUGGCUACAAUGCGACACGUGAAAUCAGGAAGGACCCUGACCCGAAUGUCAAUGAGGUCUUAGUGAUAGCCAUGACCGCCAGUGCUAUCGAGGGCGACCGGGAGAAGUGUCUCGAAGCUGGAAUGAACAAUUAUCUCGCCAAGCCAGUUCGAUCCGGCGUGCUGAGUGAGAUGCUCGACAAGUAUCUUGCUCCAGCGCCGGCACAGUCGAGACCUAUGAGGCUACCCACUCGAGGGAUCAGCAAUUCAAAUCUCAAAGUCGAUGACGUGCCAACUCCAGGCAGCUCUUCCUCAUCACGCUCCGGCAGUCAAGUAAUAGCAUUGACGCCGCCGGAAGAACCAAACUCUUCUAAAAAGGACCUCCGAAUAAAACUGGGAAGUAUCUCCCAUGACCCGCAGCCUCUGUCACCAGAUGUCAUAUGGCCCUCUGAGAGGCAAGGUGAUACUACAAUCGUGAUUGAUGAUGUCGAGUCCAAGACGUCACCUGAGACUGCAGGUGGCAGCGAUGCUAAUAAUAAUGCGUCAUAA